Molecule: messenger RNA, 447 nt
Organism: Suillus subaureus
Lineage: Eukaryota; Fungi; Basidiomycota; Agaricomycetes; Boletales; Suillaceae
Exons: 2
Coding region: 1-447 (148 amino acids)
Source: RefSeq, a predicted model, not a curated record
AUGACUUUGAUAAUUUGGAUCACCCUGAGCCACCUCAAAAAUGUGGAUUUCGAAGAUUUUCCACCUGAUGACUCUGAUCUCAAGGUGCCUCCAGAUGUGCCCUGUAUGCCCCCAGAUGAUGAACCUCACCUGCCCCCAGACAAUGAACCUUGCCUGCCCCCAGAUGAACCUCAUAGCAAUACAGCCCCAAAUAAUGGAUGUUACCAUCCCCCAGAUGAACCUCACCUGCCCCCAGAUGGGCUGCCUCGAGGUGAAGACCAUCCAUUUCCCCCAGAACCUCCCACUCCACCAUGGCAAAACCCUCUGAAAGCACUUGACUUUGAUCAGCUCCUGCAGUCUGCUCAACUUCUGCACCUUCAGCAUGACAUGGGGUUCAUCUGUGCUCUCCAACAAGCAUCUCUUGAUGAUGAAGUAGGGCUGACUGGAGAGGAUUUGGAGCAGCUAUGA